Drosophila grimshawi is the source of this 1268-nucleotide messenger RNA. RefSeq names its product heat shock protein beta-1. The transcript is spliced from 5 exons. The record is from RefSeq and is a predicted model, not a curated record. Gene Ontology annotation, biological process: response to heat; protein refolding. Lineage: Eukaryota; Metazoa; Arthropoda; Insecta; Diptera; Drosophilidae. Gene Ontology annotation, molecular function: protein folding chaperone. Bases 376 to 957 code for a protein of 193 amino acids.
UCUCUUUUGUGGUUACGGUCGCGGCGUUGGUGCUGAGCUAUAAAAGCUUUCACAUACCGAAAAUGCAAAACAGUCAAACAGAAAACUUUGAGGCGCGGUGAAUUGUGCGAUCCGAGUUAUUCGAACUCAUACACAAACAAAUACAUACAUAGAAGAAAACAUUUGUGAUUUUUUUUGGUUCUGAUUAGAAAGUGAAUAUAUAUAUACACAAUACAAACACAAGCUGACCAAGUCCAAUUGGUAGAAGCACCAAGAAAACUACAGCGGUGCGCGUGAAAACAACCCGAAACAGAAGCAAGAACAAGAAGCAGCUGCAAACUCAAGAAGUUUUGUAGUUCUAUUUAUCCACAACACACACACAUCAAAGAAACAAAAAUGGCCGAGGCUAAUAAGAGAAAUAUUCCCAUCAAAUUGGGAGACUUCAGCGUUAUCGAUACGGAAUUCAGCAGCAUACGCGAACGCUUCGACUCCGAGAUGCGCAAAAUGGAGGAGGAGAUGGCCAAGUUUCGUCACGAGCUGAUGAACCGUGAGGCGAACUUCUUCGAGUCAACCAGCUCUACUAAAAAAACAACAACUACAACCAGCUCAACGACAAACUCAGCACUGCCAUCGCGAGUACCCAAGCAACAGAAUUACGUGUCGGACAUUAGCUCGCCCUUGAUACAGGAUGAGGGUGAUAGCAAAGUGCUGAAGCUGCGCUUCGAUGUCAGCCAAUAUGCGCCCGAGGAGAUUGUUGUGAAAACUGUCGAUCAGAAGCUGCUGGUGCAUGCCAAGCACGAGGAGAAGUCAGACACAAAGAGCGUGUACAGGGAAUACAAUCGUGAAUUUCUGCUGCCGAAGGGCGUCAAUCCCGAGUCGAUACGCUCGUCCCUCAGCAAGGAUGGUGUCCUGACCGUGGACGCGCCAUUGCCCGCCCUCACUGCUGGCGAAACUCUGAUUCCCAUUGCGCACAAGUGAGGUGGAACAACAACUGGUUGCGGUAGCAUCUUUCAUCCCCCAUGUUGAGGCCAGCUAUCCAAAUAUCCCGUGCGCCGUCAGCGUAUUUCUAGCACCUACUAAAAUCGCAACAGAUGAUUAACCCUUCAGAACUUUUGGGGACAUCACAGAUCAGAAUUCAACAAUUGGCCGCCUAUAUGAUUAUAGAAUUUUUUGUUUUUGCAUUAAAAGCUAAAUAUUAUAAUACUGACUUACUUCUCAUACUUAACUGUAAUAACUUAAGUGUAAUGCAAAUUAUUAUUAAAUUUGAUUAAUUUAAUUGAUAUUUAUAA